Cynoglossus semilaevis (tongue sole) is the source of this 1365-nucleotide messenger RNA. Its product is annotated as probable bifunctional methylenetetrahydrofolate dehydrogenase/cyclohydrolase 2. NCBI's taxonomy places the organism in Eukaryota, Metazoa, Chordata, Actinopteri, Pleuronectiformes, Cynoglossidae. Gene Ontology annotation, biological process: tetrahydrofolate interconversion. Gene Ontology annotation, cellular component: mitochondrion. Gene Ontology annotation, molecular function: methylenetetrahydrofolate dehydrogenase (NAD+) activity; methenyltetrahydrofolate cyclohydrolase activity; methylenetetrahydrofolate dehydrogenase (NADP+) activity. The coding region runs from base 10 to 1245 and encodes 411 amino acids. The record is from RefSeq and is a predicted model, not a curated record. The transcript is spliced from 8 exons.
UUUAAUAUUAUGAACCGUAUUUUUAGAACAAAGGAAAAGAGUGUAGUAAACACAGAGUACACACAGAGGUACAGGUAUAGUACCGGUGUGUACAGAGGACAGUGUGGACAACACGGUCUCCCUUCUGUCCUUCAUGCUCCCUUACACACGCGCGCACGCACGCGACGUCCACUGGCUGUACAACACACGCACAUAAACAUGGCGGCCUCUGUUUCUCCACUACGCUCCUCCUUCAGGAUUUGUAGCCCGUUAUCUUUACACCAUCACUGCUGCCGGGCAAAGCUGCGGACGCACAGAAAAUGCGAGAGUCAGCGGAGACACCUGCAUCUUUCCGCAGUCAGACAUGCUGCUGUGGUGAUUUCAGGGACAGAGUUGGCUCGUCAGCUCCACAGAGAAAUCCAGCGAGAUGUGGAGGAGCUGGUAGCUCAGGACAACAUGAGACCCCACCUGGGAGUUGUCUUAGUCGGAGACAACCCAGCCAGUCGUACCUAUGUCAAGAAUAAGACACGGGCAGCUACCAUCCUGGGCAUUUCCAGCGACACCGUGGUGCGGCCGAGCUCUGUCUCCCAGGAGGAGCUGCUGGAUCUGAUUGACAAGAUGAACCGUGACUGGAGAGUCAGCGGUCUGUUGGUGCAGCUGCCCCUACCCGAGCACAUCAACGAGCGGGCGGUGUGUAACGCCAUCGCUCCAGAAAAGGAUGUUGACGGUUUUCAUAUUGUAAAUAUUGGAAAGCUAUGUCUGGACCAGAGAUCCAUGGUGCCUGCCACGCCUGCAGCAGUCUGGGAGAUCAUCAAAAGAGCAGGUAUUAAGACAGUAGGGAAGAAUGUGCUGGUUGCCGGUCGCUCCAAAAACGUCGGAAUGCCAAUCGCAAUGUUGCUGCACUCUGAUCGCAACCAUGAACGCCCUGGAGGAGACGCCACAGUGACCAUUGCCCACAGAUGUACACCGAGGGAGCAGCUGAAGGAGCUCACCAGCCUGGCUGACAUCAUCAUCGCAGCUGCAGGUGUUCCCAGACUGAUUACAGCAGACAUGGUGAAGGAAGGCGCAGCAGUCAUCGAUGUGGGCAUAAACCGAGUCCAUGACCCCAAAACAGGAAAAAUGCGACUAAUUGGUGAUGUGGACUUUGAGGGAGUGAAGGAGAAAGCCGGGAUCAUCACUCCUGUUCCUGGAGGUGUUGGUCCAAUGACAGUUGCCAUGUUGAUGAAGAACACUGUGACGGCUGCCAAGAAUGCACUGAUGCAUUAAACACAGUAUUAAAGACAUUCACCUUAGUGAAUGCUAGCGAGUACUGUAGGCAUAUACACACUGAACAUGCAGUACAUAUACAUGUACAAACACUGUAUGAACAAAAGUUGAACAUUUGUG